Messenger RNA from Thelazia callipaeda (thelaziosis nematode), 2066 nucleotides. The record is from the annotation of a GenBank genome assembly. Lineage: Eukaryota; Metazoa; Nematoda; Chromadorea; Rhabditida; Thelaziidae.
AUGAAUCUAACUUGUCAUGAACACAUGUCAAGUAAACAUGACAAAACAAGCAUGCUCAAAUUGGUAUUUUAUCUAUUAUUUGCGUAUAACGUCAUCGCACAUAUAGCACUAACUUUUCCUCCAGCACGAUUCCCACCUUUAGAUUUUUUGGAUACGUCUCGAACAAUGGCACCCUGUGGAGUUCCAAAACCCGAUUCACCCUUGCAUACCGAUCUAUAUGUCGGUGAAUCAUACAACUUCACAUGGCGACUUCAAUAUCCACAUCAAGGAGGGUAUCGAAUAUCAAUGAUCAAUGAAACUGGCGACAUUGUUGAAUAUCUGGCACCUGUGCAAGGUGGCGAAUAUAUUGGCAUUGAAGAUCAAAUAUCACAGAAUGCUGUCAUUCGCCCCUUGCAUUCUUGCUUUCACUGCACAGUUUUGCUUGAACGUCAAGCUCUCGAAUGGGGUAAAACAUACGGAUUUCGAUCUUGUGCUGAUGUUAAUGUGCAUCCUAAAGUACUAGAAAAUAAUGAACGAUGCUCGAAACACGGUGAAUAUGAAAAUGGCAAAUGCAAAUGCCAGCAUUCUUAUUCUGAUGACUGUUCAAGUGAUGAUGAUUGCCUGAAUGGUGGAAAGUGUGUGAGAGAACCACAUGCUGUCAUAACUCGAACUUGCUAUUGUGCGUUUGGUUACUUUGGUCAAAACUGUGAUCGAACAUAUGAUGGCAAAUCACAAAAUGACAGGUGUUUUAAUUACAAUUAUCCGAAAAAUGAAAAAGAUCAUGAUGGAUAUGGCUUGUUUCAGCGGGAAUGCUAUAAAAAAACAAUGCUAAAUGCUGAUGAUUUCAUUUAUUCUAGAGUUGUUCGAUAUUCAUCCAAUACUGAACUUUAUACAGAGUUGAAAAUGGAAAAAUUAAACAAUAACACUUUACAUACAAGUGACGAGUUAGAAGUUAUAUUGGAUUAUAAGUCUACAUCAUGGAUUUCGAUUGGUUGGCGACCAAUGGAAAUCGAUCGUUCCUGCAGAUUAUUUCCUGAUUUAGAAAGUUCUCGACAGAAACGAAGUACUACAGAACAAGUUGCAAACCUGUUUACGAAUAGAUCUGAAGGCCACAGUGUGGUUCAGGAGCAUGUUCCGGAAAUUGACCCAAAUAUGCCACCAGCGCCGUUACCUAAAUUGCCGAAAAAUAAUGGACUACAAGAUUCGGCACUUUUGGCACCUCUUCAUCCGAUGGAUUGCACUGAUGUUGUGAUUGGAUCAGUACAUGACGGACGAUUACGGAUCAAUGAUAUGUAUACCAGAGAUCGAUCCACACCACUUUAUGAUAUAUGGCUUGAUGGUGAAGAAUCGUUUUCCGCUGCUUAUGGAAUCGAACGAGAUGGCCGGACAACCAUAAUGUUUCGUAGGCGAAUUGCAGAAAUUGAACCAUCCGACCACCCACUUGGACCGGGAAAAAUCUUUGUCAUUUAUGCUAAAGGCCAAACAUCUGGCAAUUACUCUCACUCAAUUAAAACAGCUCUCGAAAAUGGUUCAGUUGGUGAUUACGAAUUCUACAAAGAUGAUCAAGUUAAAUAUCAUGGAAGCCAAAACCGCGGUGUUCAUCCAAUAGAGUUCGUUUCUAAUAAGGAACGAUUUCCGAGUAUUCGACCUUUGCCACGAUAUCGACAAGGAGAUUCAGCUGUUAAAAAUCUCUCAUCAACUGAAAUGCAUCACAGCACUAUGAAGCAAACAGCAGUCACACAAACUUUAGAAUCGGUUCCAUUAUUCGCUACGACUGAAAGCAAAAUAUCAAUAUCAUCAUCUUCUGAAUUGCAUACUGUAACAGAACUUCAUUCCGUAAUUGGAACACAACUCAUACUUGGCAACAAAAUCUCGACAUUUUCUGACUUUCAGCUGGAAUCCGACCUUAAGCCAAAACCUGAAAUACAGUCUGAACCUAAACUAGAAUCAAAACCUAAAUUUCAAGAACUUGAUUAUUUAUAUUUUGAUAAUGGGUCUUUAUCACAAAAGUUUUUUUUUUCUCGGUCACAAUUGGCUGUUGUUUUGCCUUUAACAUUGUUUACAUUUUUAUCUGUUAAUUUGUAAUA